This is a messenger RNA of Telopea speciosissima, 603 nucleotides long. RefSeq lists its product as uncharacterized. The transcript has a single exon. The record is from RefSeq and is a predicted model, not a curated record. Bases 1 to 603 code for a protein of 200 amino acids. NCBI's taxonomy places the organism in Eukaryota, Viridiplantae, Streptophyta, Magnoliopsida, Proteales, Proteaceae.
AUGAUCCUGCGUCCUUGGAGUCCAGAUGUUUGCUUAGAGAGGGUGGAUUUAUGUUCCGUCCCGGUAUGGGUUUCUCUUCCCAAUCUCACUUUUCAUUUCUGGUCUUCUGAAGCUCUUAGUUCUAUUGGGAGUGUCAUUGGGAAGCCUAUUAUUACGGACAAGAUGACAAGGUCCAUGGAGAGAUUGUCCUAUGCUCGUUUGUGUGUGGAGGUUUCUGCCAACGAAGAGCUGCCUCUGUCCGUUCCAGUUUAUGGUGAUGGUGGUUUUGUCUUCAAUCAACGAGUGGUUUAUGAUUGGAAGCCCCCUCUUUGUGUGCAUUGUAAGGUCUUUGGGCAUAUGAUUGAUGCAUGCAAGUCUGGCAGCCGUAAGCCUGAUAAAAAAUACUCGAGAACCAAGCAAGAAUGGCGGGUGAAGGGUGCUGCCGGGAAAGAAGCUGCAACUGUGGCCGGAAAUGAGGCUGACUUGCCGGCCGAGCAGACUGGAAUUGGUAAUUCAAAUUCAAAUUUGGAUUCCCAUAGUUCUCGCAAGAAUAAAGGAGGAGAUCUCAAUUCCUUGGGUCAAGGCGCCAACUUUGGCAAGAAGGUUUUGAAGAAAUCGAGUUAA